Molecule: messenger RNA, 5893 nt
Organism: Procambarus clarkii (red swamp crayfish)
Lineage: Eukaryota; Metazoa; Arthropoda; Malacostraca; Decapoda; Cambaridae
Gene: Cbl
Product: E3 ubiquitin-protein ligase CBL
Biological process (GO): cell surface receptor signaling pathway; negative regulation of epidermal growth factor-activated receptor activity
Cellular component (GO): plasma membrane; membrane raft
Molecular function (GO): calcium ion binding; ubiquitin protein ligase activity; receptor tyrosine kinase binding
Source: RefSeq, a predicted model, not a curated record
GUCAGGGUAGACGGUGCACUAGUGUUCCAGCGGAGAGGAGCCUAAGGAACCACAUUUAAGCCAUUUUGAGAGGAGGGGAGAGUUAGUGAGGGUGGAGGGGAGAGUUAGUGAGGGAGGAGGGGAGAGUUCAUUCAUAACUGUGGUGUGGGUGUCGGCGCGGGAGGGUUGGCGCGCCUGCCCAGUGCUAUCAAGAUGGCUACUAGUGGCAAGGCUCGGAACGGACAGCCAAAAAAUAUUUCAUCAUUUAUCUCACGGUUGCACGGUGCCUUCACAGAUGCCAUGGCUCCACCCAAGUUGGUAAUAGAAAGACGAACUUUAGAAAAGACGUGGAAAUUAAUGGACAAAGUGGUAAAGCAGUGCCAGCAAUCCAAAAUGAACUUGAAAAACUCUCCUCCAUUCAUUCUCGACAUUUUACCGGACACCUACCAACAUCUUAGGCUUAUCUACAAUAAAUAUGAGAAUAACCUUGCCGCUCUUAAUAAUAAUGAGUAUUUUAAGGUGUUUGUGGAGAACAUGAUGCGUAAGUGUAAACAAGCUCUGAGGUUGUUUAAAGAAGGAAAAGAGCUAAUGUUCGAUGAAAGCUCUCACUACCGACGCAACCUCACAAAACUCUCUCUCGUGUUUUCACAUAUGUUGUCAGAACUCAAAGCCACAUUUCCUCAGGGUUCCUUCGCAGGAGACCAAUUCCGGAUUACAAAAGGGGAUGCUGCCGACUUUUGGAAGAAAUGUUUUGGUGAUAGAACGGUAGUGCCGUGGAGAUACUUUAGAGACACUUUGAAUGAAGUACACACAAUUGGUCCAGGGCUUGAAGCCAUGGCUUUAAAAUCCACCAUAGACCUGACCUGCAAUGAUUACAUUUCCAGUUUUGAGUUUGAUGUUUUCACAAGAUUAUUCCAGCCUUGGCCCACGUUGUUGCGAAAUUGGCAAAUAUUGGCAGUCACACACCCUGGUUAUGUUGCCUUUCUCACAUACGAUGAAGUUAAAGCAAGAUUACAAAAAUAUAUCAACAAACCUGGGAGUUAUGUGUUCCGGUUAUCGUGUACACGGCUUGGUCAAUGGGCGAUCGGUUAUGUGACCAGUGAUGGCAGUAUCCUACAGACCAUUCCUCAAAAUAAAUCUCUUUGUCAAGCCCUUCUAGAUGGACAGAGAGAAGGAUUUUAUUUAUAUCCCGAUGGUCGAAAUCAAAAUCCGGACCUUACGUGGGUUGUAGAAGCCACUCCAGAGGAUCAUAUAAAGGUUACCCAAGAACAGUAUGAAUUAUACUGUGAAAUGGGCUCGACAUUCCAACUGUGUAAAAUUUGUGCAGAAAACGACAAGGACAUCAGAAUAGAACCCUGUGGACACCUCCUUUGUACUCCGUGUUUGACUUUAUGGCAGGACUCUGAAGGACAGGGGUGUCCGUUUUGCCGAGCAGAAAUUAAAGGGACGGAAACAAUUAUCGUGGACCCGUUCGACCCUCACAAGCAGCACCGUGCGCAGUCUCUACCUAGUGGUCAGCUGAUUGAUAUGGAGGAGGAGGAUGAGGUCUCUAGGAAAGAGAAGACUCAACUGGCAAGUGAUGCAGCAGCACCAGAGGAACAGGACCAGGGAAGUAAGCGGAGCUCGGGGAGUCAUCAGGAGGCUAAAGUGACAGGCAAGCCUCGAUGCCCCUCGCCUCCGGUGCCUGUCGAGGGAUUCAAUGUAGGUGCCGUGUCUAACAAUGGUUCAAGUGUAAAUACAGUAACAAACUCCAGAAGUGUAUCAUGUCCUCUCAGCAUGGACAGAUCUCACGAUACAAAUGAUGAAGUAAAUUCCAAUAAAGCACCUCCAAUACCUGAAAGACCACUAUCAAGUUUUUUUCCAAAUUUUGCCAUUGGGAUGGACUUGUUAACCAAAUUAUACCAGAGUGCCGGCGUUGAGACAACUAUUGGCUCAACUUUGCAUAACAGAAUAUCUCAGAAUUUUGACCAUGAUUUCAACAUUCAAAAUAAACCCUGUUCAUCUGUCGAAGCGGAAGUGCCUCCCUUGCCAUGUAGAGGACCUCCAACCAUGGGAGUUGAAUUGCCUAAUACACCCUCAGUACCUGUUAGGUCACAUCUGAAUAAAGGACUCAAUGAAGCUGAUAAACCUCUUCUACCUAACAGGCCAGCUCCAGGAACAGGGUUUAAUGGGUCACCCAUGUCUAAAAGAAAAUUAUUAGGUAUGGGAGUUGACGGGGUUAGGCACGCAACUGUGGCUAGUAAACCAUUGGCGACACAGUUGGAUGAAUGUGCUGUGCCAAAUGUGCCAAAAAGACCAUUGUCUCAUUUGUUUACUAAUCUGAACACACUAUUUCCAAGUAAUGCUCCAUGCAAAUCGAUUUCACCUGCAUUACAAGGCCCACAUCAAAAAACACUAAUAAAGAAGAGACACUCAUUGGAAGUAUUGUUUGAAAUUAAUGCUAGCCAGAAGGGAACACAUUCAGCGCUGCAGCACAUUGCUGCUAAUACACGCAAUUCAUCUCCAACUAUUGGUCGGUCUUUUGAGAUGCAAGAUGAAAACCGACCCUGGAGAAGUUUUGAAACACCACCAAACUGGAGGACUAGCUGGGAAGGGAUAGAGCAAGAGUCCCAGCUUGUGACACCUGGUGGGCAGAACAUCUGGGCCUGUUUACCCUCCAACAGUGGUUCAGUGCCUCCACCAAUACCUCCACUUCCUCGUAAACUUAUUAAUAAUCAUAUUCACCAUGACAAAAAAUCUUGGAUGUUUUCGCCUGAGUCGCAUGAUGUAUCUAGGAAUGCUGGUAUUCAUUCAAUCGAAAAUGCAAAUUCCAUUAGAGGCAAAAUGGAAAUGUUUCCUAAACAGAAACCUAUUGAAAGAAGACUAUCUUUUGACUUGGGAUAUAAAUGUGACAGUCUGAAAUAUGUAUCCCAGAGUGGAGAAAUAGCAGAGUGUGAGAUAGACCCUAAGGAGAGAGUAGAUGAUAGAGAUUGGACUUCUCCAGGUUUAAAACCUUAUAUUAAACACGAAACAUGCAUCAGGAGCAAUCCACUCUAUGAUUUUGUGUUUCCACCUUCAUCUCCACUUCUACUUCCAGAAAGACCCAACAAUUCAAACCCUCAGUUGUCUUGCAACCUUAGUAAUACUCAUUUAUCCCAAUCUCAUGAAACGGGUACCAGACCAAAGAAUUUGAGCUCUAAACCUGUGCCCCUUGCUCGGAGAGGAAAUACAAAAUCCUCCCAGAAACACAAUAGAAAUUCUCAAUGGUUUGAAGCUGGAAGAGAUGACGAGUUUCAAAAUGAAGAUGUUACUAUAGUUGGAUCCGAAAGCCUGGAUAGAUCUACUGACAUAUCACAAAGUCCUGAUAUACAUUCUGACAAGUUACGGAAUUAUGAAACAUGCACCGCUGAUGAUGAUGGGCCAUUGAAGCAAGUCCCUGGUACAGUUCAUAGUGAUCAUGGCAGUGCAACGCAGGAUUCUACCCAGCAGGGAUCGAGAAGUCCACUACUGUCACCAGGAGCCUCGCCUAGAGUCUGUCGCAGAGAUGACGUAAUACCUCCGCCUCCCGUCCCGCCCAGGAAGGCUAGCCCCGCCCCCAGCCCGCCCUCGACGCCAGCCACUAUUCACAGGUCGAGUGUGUUAGAGCUGGAGGAAGAAGAGGACAUGCCUCUAGCUCCUCCAAGAACUCUGACCUCCCUCACGCCGCCCACGGUGGUCGGCACGCCUACCACGCCCACCUCCCCGCCCAGGACAAUCACCAUAGUGACCCUCGACCCCAACAACGUAGCGGUCGAGACCACCACCACAGGGCCAGGCAAGGACCCCAGCGGGAGGAAGGCGGGGGCGCCAUCACCCCUGCGCCACCGCCCACUCUCCGUGCCACACAUUGUGCCCAGGACCAGCAAGCUGAUGAGGGCCUCGGGGUCCAACCCUUCCCUCUCCUCUUCCUCCUCCUCGCCUACCUCCACGCCUGCCACCACGCCCGUGCCUACCUCCACGCCAGCCACCACGCCCACUCCAUUACCCUCCGCGCCGGCCUUUCCCUCCCACUUUCCCACUAGUUCAACUGUCUCUUCCCCUUCCUUUGUGCCGGUGAGCCUACCAGCGAGUCCCAACCCCAGCAGCGGCCACACCCAGAGACACCAGCAGCCUCUGUCACCACUGGGCGGCCCGCCCACCACCACGGCGCCGCCCCCGCCUGUCUCAGUCUCCUCGCCCGUGACGGUCAUCACAUACACGCCCGUGAUGACCUGCGAUGACCUGUCCUUCAGCCCGGAGCCUAUCACCACCGCCAUCACCACCGCCAUCACUACCACCGUCACCCCGCGCCCUCGCACCAUCCUGCCCUCACACUCCACCCUCAUGCCCCCCACGCCUGCCACCACGCCAUCCCCAUCUUCCCCCUCCUCCAUCACCUCCUCCACUUCAUGCUCGUCCUCCGGGUCGGCCUCCACCACCAGCAGCGGCGUCUGCGGCGACGUGGACAGAAGAGCCAGUGGCACCAGCCACACCGGUGACCUGGAGGACAUCCAUGAGGAGCCGCCCUACGAGAACACCACUCUGCCUCCCUCAGCGUGUCCGACGUCAGCGAGGAAGUCAGCAACUGACUCGGACCUUCCCAACUUCCCGGCGCCGUCAGCCCCCUCCUUGCCGACGAUAAUUAAAUCUUGGUCGGCUGACAGAAGCAUGAACGUGACGGAAGGACUGGAAGGUGAGGAGGCGCACACGGCCUACGAGAAUCUGCACAUGGACUACUUGGCGACGCUGACGCAGGAGGGUUUCGCCCAGGACGCCGUCAUUCGGGCCCUGGUUAUCACUAGAAAUGACAUAGCGAUGGCCAGAGACAUCCUCAGGGAGUUCGCCUCCAAGAGAAGCUAAGGGGACGCUCCGUUCCGCCCCACAGUAAGGAGGCUUAACGGCAACAGAUAAUCAAUGCCCCUCUCCCCGCCAGCAAGAUAUCCACUUGAGGACACAGAGCCAGACGGGAAGGGGCUGAUGGGGAGGUGUGGAUAGUAAGCGCGGGGUUAGGUGCCAAGUUCAACGCUCUGUCGGAGCAACUGUUGGAAUCACCAUUGUGUGUUCUUAUUUGUAUAUUUGGUAAGGUCUCUCUAGCUAAUGAGGUUUCAUCUCCCCUUUAACGGAAGUAUUAAGACCUCGACCUUGGUGCUCCUCUGAAGGCCACUGUUAAUGUACUAUUUAUUAAAGACUCGGUUCUUGUGGUCUUCGUAGGCAAGCCCCUGGAAGCGCCGCCAUGGAUACUGCGACAAGUGGAACAAAAAUCCGGGGAACUUUACGUGUUCUUGACAGUAUUACCGGAAAUGUUAUGCUGAGAAUCCAGUCACUGUACAGUAUUUAUCUUUUGUUCUAAUAAUGUAAUUAUCUUUGGACUAGGUGCAUCCCUGCUGUGACUUAGUGAUUACAAAAACUUCCUAAGUGUUCUCGCCCUGGGUUUGAAGCCGUGCCAAAGAAAACAAAACUCUUUCUUAUAUUGUGGGUUCUUAGUGCCAACGUUACCUUGCAGUGGUCAGUGGUAAACGAAAAUGAUUUUGUACAGGUUUUCAAAGGGGUUAAAGUGGUACAAGCGGCGAGGCAGAGGCUAUAUGUCUGCAAGAGUGGCAUGGGAAUGCAGGCGGCGAAGGGAUCCUGGAUGUGCAAUAAUCUCAUUCCCUCAUCGUCUGGCUGUCGUACCCGAGUCCUCGUGAGAUCAGGUCAUCUCUGAAGACUCCAGCGUGGAUUCCAGGGAUAAGAAAUACAGGACUUUUGCUGAAGAUAAAUCAACAGGUGAAGUGUCUUGAUGAGAUUAGCUGAAGUGGGCAGGUUCCUCACACCCGCACGACCUGGAGACAUAGUUAUACCAGGUCCCACACACCUGUGGGAGCUGGUGACGAGGAUGCAUUUUAGCCCAGCACCCUAGGGGGGUACUUAUUGACAUACG